This is a messenger RNA of Indicator indicator, 1114 nucleotides long. RefSeq names its product VPS26 retromer complex component B (gene VPS26B). The transcript is spliced from 6 exons. The record is from RefSeq and is a predicted model, not a curated record. Gene Ontology annotation, biological process: intracellular protein transport; retrograde transport, endosome to Golgi. The coding region runs from base 1 to 1011 and encodes 336 amino acids. Gene Ontology annotation, cellular component: endosome; retromer complex. NCBI's taxonomy places the organism in Eukaryota, Metazoa, Chordata, Aves, Piciformes, Indicatoridae.
AUGAGUUUCUUCGGGUUCGGGCAGACCCCGGAGCUGGAGCUGGUGCUCAGCGACGCCGAGAGCCGGCGGCGUGUGGAGCACAAGACGGAGGAAGGCAAGAAGGAGAAAUAUUUCCUCUUCUACGACGGAGAGACCGUCUCUGGGCGGGUCGUCCUCACCCUCAAGAACCCCCACAGGCGGCUGGAACACCAGGGCAUCAAAGUGGAGUUCAUCGGGCAGAUCGAGCUCUACUAUGACCGAGGGAACCACCACGAGUUCGUGUCUCUGGUGAAAGACCUGGCCAGGCCUGGGGAAUUCACUCAGUCACAGACCUUUGACUUUGAGUUCACACACGUGGAGAAACCUUACGAGUCCUACACGGGGCAGAACGUGAAGUUGAGGUAUUUCCUGCGAGCGACGGUCAGCCGGCGGCUGAACGAUGUGGUGAAGGAGAUGGACAUUGUCGUGCACACUCUGAGCACCUACCCUGAGCUCAACUCCUCCAUCAAGAUGGAGGUGGGGAUUGAGGACUGCCUGCACAUCGAGUUUGAGUAUAACAAGUCCAAGUAUCAUUUAAAAGAUGUGAUUGUUGGGAAGAUCUACUUCCUGCUGGUGCGGAUCAAGAUCAAACACAUGGAGAUAGACAUCAUCAAGAGAGAAACAACAGGGACUGGGCCCAACGUCUACCAUGAGAAUGACACAAUAGCUAAAUAUGAGAUCAUGGAUGGGGCACCUGUCAGAGGGGAGUCCAUUCCCAUCAGGCUCUUUCUGGCUGGCUAUGAGCUGACUCCAACGAUGAGGGACAUCAACAAGAAGUUCUCGGUGCGUUAUUACCUCAACCUGGUGCUGAUCGACGAGGAGGAGAGACGCUACUUUAAACAGCAGGAGGUGGUGCUGUGGAGGAAAGGAGACAUAGUGAGGAAGAGCAUGUCCCACCAAGCAGCCAUCGCCUCGCAGCGCUUUGAGGGGACCUCCUCGCACCCCGAGGCCAAGACCCCCAGCCAGCCCCCAGAGAACAACGGCCGGCAGUGAGUGGCCACACAGAGGAAGGCUGCUGGGGAGCCGGUGGGGGACAGCAGCAAGGAGGAAGAAAGAAAACAAAACACAAACACUUCAGAGACUUGAUGACAAUAAA